GUGACCAUGUUCUUGAUAUAUUUUCUGUUUCUACCUUGAAACGAAAUCAUGUCGAAAUAGAAGCAUGCGUGACCACUCCUGACACUACAAAUGGUGCUUUACAACGUGACUAGCUAGUAGCUGUGCUCACGAAUGUUGCUCGAUAGACACAAAUCACACGCGCAGUCAAGUUGGGACAUGUUUGCCGAGUUUGCUCUUCGCGAUAAGUGAAGCGGUGGCCAUUGUGCUCGAUGCUGGGCCUCACAUGCUGGGUGACUUUGAUGAAGCCAAAAGAUGCGUGGAGAUGAUCAUACAAAGGAAGAUAUUUUCAGAAUCAAAGGAUGAAAUAGCGCUUGUUGUGUUUGGAAGUGAAAACACCAACAACACUUUGUCGAGUGACACUGAGUACCAAAACAUCGAUGUCAUUUCCAACCUCAAGGUGGCAAACUUUGACGUCUUAAGUAAGCUGCAGGAUGUUGAAAGCAGUGACAUGGCAGCAGACUUCAUUGAUGCCAUUGUUGUGGCACUUGAUUUGUUGGAGGAUCAGACCAAGAACCAGAAAUUCGGAGCCAAGAGGGUCGUCCUUCUGUCCAACCUCGCUGGUGAAUGCAGCGAGAGUCAACUCAAGGUUAUUGCAAAGGGAAUGAAAAAUGCUGGGAUGGAGCUCACAGUUCUGUGUCCUUUUCAUAUUGACACUGAGAACAGCUCGGAGAAGCUUACGAAAAGCCAACAGAAGGCAGCUGGAAUCCUCUCGGAAAUGUUGGAAGUUGUCGGAGGGGACGCGUAUCCAUUCAGCCAAGCACUUCACGCACUAAUGUCUUACGAAAAGAAGAAAGUACGACCAACCCCCUGGAAUGCCUCACUGGAAAUUGGCCGGGAGCUGUCCAUUCCUAUCUCGGCAUAUCUGAAGAUCACGGAGCUAAAACCCAAGCCGUGGAAGCAGUGCGUAUCUAAUCGGAGAGAAGCGCUCGUCCGAGGAGAUACCACGCUGCACCUGAAUGACGCUGCCGAGACGGAAGUUGAGAAAGACGACACUAACCCCGGUUACCGUUACGGCACGACGCUGGUUCCGUUCACCGUCGAAGACAGGGACAUCAUGGAGUACGCCAAAGGGGGUCGGGGAUACCAGGUCGUGGGAUUCACAGCGAGCGAAAAUGUGAAGAGGUAUUUCUACAUGGGAGAUAAAACUUCGUACGUUGUGGGAAGGUCUGGAGAUGAAUCUGCCGAAGCUGCGCUCGCUGCAUUCGUCCACGCGCUUGAGGAGAAGAAUAUGGUGGCCAUCGUCCGUUAUGCCUAUUCAGAUCGCAGCGUUCCAAGGAUGGGGUUCCUCAGGCCGCUGCUAAAGGAAAACUACGAGUGCCUUGUCUUCAUCCAGCUUCCUUUUAUGGAAGACAUGAGACGUUUCGUAUUUGCACCUCUCGAUGUUGACAAGAACAACAUUCCAACUGGUCAACAACUGUCUGCCAUGGAUGACCUAAUUGCGACCAUGGACCUUUCAACAGCUAUCGUGGACGAGGAUGGCGAGGCACAAGAAGCUCUCAAACCCAGUCAGACGAGCAACCCAUACCUCCAGAGAUUGUACCAGUGCCUUCAUCAUCGUGCUCUGCAUCCCGACGCACCGCUACCCAAGGUUCUGCCACACAUAGAGGCAGCGCUGAAACCUCCUAAGACGAUUCAAGAAGCCAUGCUUCCAGCUUUGAAGAAGCUGCAGUCAGCUUUCCCACUGGAGAGGCUGUCCGUGGACAAGUUCAAAGAGGCUGGAGAUGCAGUGUUCGAUGCACGAAGCAAUGGCAAUGAAGCUGAUGUUUCUGAACCAGCAACUAAGAAGCAUAAAGGGGAUACAAGUAUGGCGGGACUUAUGGCUACAGAAGUAAUAAAGAUUGACACUAUCGACCCUGUGGGAAAUUUCAAACAGCUCGUAUCACAGAAGGACAGCAACUUUGAGAACGUUUGCAAACAACUCCAAGAGGUGAUCCUAAAACUUCUGGGAGAUCCACUCGGUGGGAUGUACCACACAAAAGCUUUGAACUGUGUCAAGGCGUAUCGUGAAGUCUCGGUUGAAGAAAAUAACCCCGCACCUUUCAACACGUUUUUGGGAGAGGUGAAGGAAAAGUACAGUACAAAGGAGAAGACCAUCUGGGACAUGUUCGCAAGUGCACCCAUCGAUUUGAUUGCAAAAAAGGAAUGUUCCUCAAGUACAGUCUCUGACGAGGAUGUUGCAAAUUUCUACAAGAGUGAACAAGUUGAAGAUGACACAAAGCAAGAGGAGCCUGCCAAAGAUGAGGAGGACUUGCUUGACAUGAUGUGAAGCAACAAUGUCUGUCAAAGAAGAUGGAACACAAGUUGUUAUCUGCGCAGUUUGUUUAUUAAAAUAAAAUAUAAAUUAUUUGGAUGA
Molecule: messenger RNA, 2374 nt
Organism: Ornithodoros turicata
Lineage: Eukaryota; Metazoa; Arthropoda; Arachnida; Ixodida; Argasidae
Gene: Ku80
Product: X-ray repair cross-complementing protein 5-like
Exons: 20
Coding region: 245-2287 (680 amino acids)
Biological process (GO): DNA recombination; double-strand break repair via nonhomologous end joining; telomere maintenance
Cellular component (GO): nucleus; Ku70:Ku80 complex
Molecular function (GO): DNA helicase activity; damaged DNA binding; double-stranded DNA binding
Source: RefSeq, a predicted model, not a curated record